CAAGUCACUGAAACUCUCAAAUCCUGAACAAAACGCGAGCACGCGGUUCAACUUUGAAGUUACCCAACAUCAACUUUCUAAUCCACUAGAAACGUUCUAAUAACUUGUGGCAACAUCAGUGUGGAACAGUAUUGUUCAUCAUGUGGCCUUCAUCUCGAGUUAUGUUCAAGUCAUUGGUGCCUUCCAUGGGUUCCCAAUGGUCCCGAUGGCUGGCCAACCGUGCCCCCGGCAGCAGCGGUUCCAAAUUGAGCACCUCUUUCAAUCAACAACUGAAUGAGCAAAUCAACCGGGAAUUCUCGGCUGCUUAUAUCUAUUUCGGCCUUUUCUCCCACUUUCAUCGGCCAGAGAUUGCUCUCAAAGGCAUGGCAUCCUGUUUCUUCAAUGACUACAAAGAAGAACUGAGCCAUGCCCAACAAUUCAUGGAAUAUCAAGCCCAACGAGGUGGGUCAUUGGAACUUUUGCCCAUUCAGAAGCCCACCAUCGGCAAAAUUGAAUUACCCAUCACGGCCAUGGAACGAGCAUUGGAGCAAGAAAAUGAUCUGUACACCCAUCUUCGAGAAAUGAACCGUUUGGCUGAAGAGGAGGGCGAUGCCCAUCUGUCCGAUUUUCUCGUCGACUUUUUGAAACAUCAGUUAGAAGACAUCAGUCACAAGACCGAAAUGGCUACUGUGCUUCGACGCGUUGGUGACGGCGUGGGUCUUCACAUGUAUGACCAGGAGAUCCUUAAAAGUUUGGGAUCCAAGUCCAUCCUCAGUGAAAGCAGCAAUGCCUCCGAGCAAGGGCUACCCUAAAUGCACUCUAAAAUGUGUUCAUUGUUUACUAUCACAACGAGUGAACUGUUGGCUUCAAAAGUUCCAUUAGAUGGAUCCCUCGAUGUGAGAUAGAGGAAAUUUGUCGCAUUAUUUUUGUACUAUGUACCCCCUCACUUCACCGUGUGUAGGCACGCUCAAGGCCGGAAACCUUUUGAGUUUCCCCCAGGAGUGCUGAAUAAAUUUUAACCUCUA
Messenger RNA from Tigriopus californicus, 1004 nucleotides. RefSeq names its product soma ferritin-like. Gene Ontology annotation, cellular component: cytoplasm. Bases 141 to 791 code for a protein of 216 amino acids. Gene Ontology annotation, biological process: iron ion transport; intracellular iron ion homeostasis. Gene Ontology annotation, molecular function: ferric iron binding; ferrous iron binding. NCBI's taxonomy places the organism in Eukaryota, Metazoa, Arthropoda, Copepoda, Harpacticoida, Harpacticidae. The record is from RefSeq and is a predicted model, not a curated record. The transcript is spliced from 3 exons.